UGCAAUGUGCAACUGUUAUGUUCUGCAAAAUGAGCAACGAUGUAUCAAAUUGAUGCAAAUUUAGAUGUUGAUACUUACAAUAAAGUUUUUAAUGUGUUUUACUCUUCGGUAUUUUCUAUCAGACUUGUACAAAUAAAGCCUUGUUCCAGGCUAUGCAUUUACCAGUCAACCAGAUCCUCCGCACUGCUCGUCCUUCUUCAGAAGACUGAGUGCUUGUUUGAAUGCUCCGGUUCUCAGAAGAGGCCACACAUCAGAAUCACUGGAGACCUUUGGAAAAUCCUAACACCAGCCACACCCACAACAGUUACAUCAGAUCUCUGCGGGGGGGACUCAGGUGCGCAUCAGGAGUUUUUCAAAGUCCCCCGACGAUUCUCAUGUGCAGCCAAAGUUGAGGACCAACGGUUUGAUGAGGAAAGCAAGCCAGGAGGCCACGGGCCCCGCCACCGCUGAGCUCCCUGCUCAAAGCACAAGGCCUGGAUCAGCAGCAGCAGCAUCAGCUUAGACAUGCAGACUCUCAGGCCCCAGCCCAGACUGACUGGAGAAGAAGCUGCAUCUUAAGACCCCAGGCGAUGCCUGUGUCCACAUUAAAGCGUUGAAGCUUGAGGAGCUUUGUCCAGGACGAACUGAAAGCAGUCAGUGUCCUGGGGCAGGCUGCCAUAGAUGAGUUCUGUGGAAACCCAGGGGUGCGGGGGGCUGACCCUGGGCCACGCUGACCUUGUCAUGAGCUCAGGGACUGCGCUCACAGCCUUUUUGUGACCAGCGUGAAUUUGUACGUGCGCUUUGCCAUCAGGGGUGGCUUUGAAUCUCAGCUCUGCUGUCCACCCCCGUGUGACUUUGAUGGCCCAGUUUCCUCAUCUGUUGUGUGCCAAUAAUAAUGAUGCCUAAAUGAAAUAAUCACGAGAAAUGCAAAAAAAGAUCGUCCCUGUGAAUGGCUUAGCACAGGGCCUGGAAAAAUCAAAGCCCCCGUAAAUGGGAGAGCUGCUGUCAACAGCGGGCCUGGCAGCACAGUUAGAGCCACUGCGGGCCCCCUGCCCACUGCAGGCUCUCAGAAGACACUGGCUGCACCAGGAGGGCCUGAUGGGCUUGGUGUGACCAAGACAGCCCUAAGGUUCUCCUCGCCUUGACUCGGCUGUCAGCAGGCUCUUUCCUCAUUCUAGGCCUUUGACCUUCCCUUUACAGGCCCCUGAUGCAUUUACUUUAGAAAACUUGCAUUUGUCAAUUCUUUCUCUGCCUCUAUGAGACAGAAAUCUUCUCCCAGCCUCUAACCAGUUGUAUGAAACAGGACUGUCCUCCUCAAGGACCCAGGAGCCAUCUCUUUGAAAUGUCAUCGUCUAGGAAGACAGGGCCUCUGCCUCCUGGUCCCUUUGGCAGGGCAGGCCCCUUGCUCCCUGCACAACUAUCCCCCGGCAAAAGCUAUGAGAAGUUUAUUUCACCUUUGUAGAAAGCCACUUAGCAAACGCAGAUGACCUUGGACCUCCCCCAGCAUCACCCAGGACUUUUCUGGCUCACUAUGGUGUUUAAAAACCCUCCACCCUUUAUUUCCACAGCAUGGAGUUCCGAUUGAGCUUUGGCCUCUUUGCUCUUGCAGUAGCCUUGAGUGAAGUCUUCCCUGCCUGUUUAAUACUGUCUACUGCAGCUUUACUUUGGCGAGUUCCAGCCCCAGAUCUACUCAGAUCUUCUGCAGCUGCAGAAGAUGGUUAUUAGAACAGGGACAGUUGAUCUCAUCUCCUAAUCUCAGCAGGAUAUCAAGAUCAGAAGCCACGUCUGUGCUGGAAGAACUGAUGGGAACUCAGGUGGGAGGGUUUGUACCUGCCUUACCAGCCAGACGGUUAGGGCUGGGGUGCCAAGCGUUCCCAGCCGCUGUCAGCUGGCCUAGCAGAGCCCUGGUGGGAUUUGGGGGUGAGUCUGGGUCUCAGUCAUGACCUCCUCCUCUCUGCAACUUCUUGCUCCUCCCACCUGCGUUCACCUUCUCUCUUGUCUCAACCCCACUCCCUCCCACAGUUGAAGCAGACUGACCCCACCCUCUGAUCUGUCCAAAGUCCAGAAAACACAAAUCCCUCACUAGGGUCCCGCUCUUCCUUCCUUCCCCAUCUAUUCAGAUAAUCCUUGAAAUCCACCCAAAGUGACUGGGAUCACUGGCCAUCAGAGAAAUGCAAAUCCAAAUCACAAUGAGAUACCACCUCACACCAGUUAGAAUGGCAAUCAUUAAAAAGUCAGGAAACAACAGGUGCUGGAGUAGAUGUAGAGAAG
This is a messenger RNA of Piliocolobus tephrosceles (Ugandan red Colobus), 2250 nucleotides long. RefSeq lists its product as uncharacterized. NCBI's taxonomy places the organism in Eukaryota, Metazoa, Chordata, Mammalia, Primates, Cercopithecidae. The coding region runs from base 40 to 450 and encodes 136 amino acids. The transcript is spliced from 2 exons. The record is from RefSeq and is a predicted model, not a curated record.